UUUACUCUCAAGUCUCAACAUCAACAAGUUAGGUUCAAAUUAAUAUUAAAUUAAUCUCUCCCCUUGAGAUUCAAAUUUUAUCACACGGACAUUAUAUGAAUAUGAAUUAAGAAGCAUCCAAGCUACUUCUUCCUUCUGCAACCCCUUAAUUUCAGUUAUAUUAGUUUUGAUACUGUCAUUGCAACUCUCUAAUACUUAAUUUAUCUCACAUCCUUUCCAGAUUUGAGAUCUUCACCGCCGAACCUUCUUCUCUCUUUCCCCGCUCUUCUCCUCUCCAACUAUAUAUAUCUAUAGUUCUGCACCAUUACCAUAGUCUUAUAUAUAAUUUCUAUCCUUCAUUUGGUUAUGGCUUCAACUUCUCGUGAUCAUUAUUUAAUUAAAACAACCAAAUAUGCCUCAAAGCCUACCCUUUUACUAAAGGACUACCUCAGAGACGACCUGAGCUCAGGUUCAUCGAGCGGUUUCAAAUCAUUCCCACGCCGACAAUGCUGCACCACCGUUGGAUUCCACCUCGAGACAGAUCUCAAACUCCAACGCAAAAAAAGGAACAGUAAACUCCCUCGACGAAAGAAUCAAACGGUUCUGCAGAGAGCUUCAGAAGCAGUUAUAACUGCCAUCAAGUUACUUCCCUUGUCCUUAUCCUCACAAACCAAGAAAGCUUCCACCAGUCUUCUUUCUAGAAGCUUCUCGAGGAGGCUGUUAAGCCGAAGAUUCUGGAAAAAAGCAGAGAAGGAACAGGGAAGCGAAGGUGUACCGAGGUACAGGAGAUCUUUCCGCGAACUUCUUAUGCUGGAACCAGAUUAUAAAACGACGUCGUUUAAUGAGGAUACGAACACUAUAUUCACUACAGCACCAAGUAUCACCACCGUGUCUUCAGAUUGUUGCAGUAACAGUUGGGGAGAAAGUGAGUUCACAUUUUCAUCAAACGCUACUUCUUAUGAUAGCUCCGCCGAAAAUUACAUAGUGGACGGUGUCAAAGACGGCGUUCCCCAUCAGCACAAGAUAGAAGGAGUUACAACUACGGAAUGGUCAAAGGAGAAGGAGCACUUAAGUCCUAUAUCGGUACUAGAUUGCCCAUUUGAAGAUGAAGAAGAGAUGAAGUCUCAUUCCAUGAUUAAUUCCUUCUUUGAAGGAGCAGAACAAAAGUAUAUGCAGAUGAAGACACGACAUUUCGAGAACGUAGCUUCAGUAGAGCCAGUGAAUUUAGAGAACAAAUGGUCACAAUUUGAAGAUGAAGAACCCCACUACCAUUCUACAAACCAAUGUUUGAUGAUUAACGCAGAGAAUCUACUGUUUGAUUACUUCCAACAGAGUAUUGAAGAAAAUAAUGACUUUAAUCGUUCAAACAAGCUUAACAUUUGCAAGGUAGUUGAGGAUUGGAUACAAGGGAAACCACAAGAACCGUAUUUGGGUUGGGAAGUGAAAGAGGGAAGACAUGUCUACAUUAAUGAGAUGGACAAAUGCGGAGAGUGGAAAAGCUUUGAUCAAGAAACAGAACAACUUGUUCUGGAGCUUGAAAAUCAGGUCUUAACUAGUUUGGUUAACGAGAUUGUCAUUGACCUUGCGAUAUGCUAGUAAUCUACGACAUAUUAUUGAUCCUGCAACGGAUAUUGGAACACAAAUAAUGGUAAUAAUUUUAAAAAAUAAAUUAAUUGAAUAUAUUGGUGUUAUAGAUCUAGUAAUAUUGGGUUCCAUUGUUUUUAUAUUUUAAGGAUUUUAAUUUUUGUCACGUUCUCUCUAUCUCAGGGAAACAGACAACUAAAUUUUGUAGGACAAUUUUUAGAUUUAGUUUUGGUGGAUUUCUUCCUAGUUAAAGUAAGUGAAUCAGUUAAUUUUCUAAAAGUCUUUUAACAUUUA
Cicer arietinum (chickpea) is the source of this 1857-nucleotide messenger RNA. RefSeq lists its product as uncharacterized. NCBI's taxonomy places the organism in Eukaryota, Viridiplantae, Streptophyta, Magnoliopsida, Fabales, Fabaceae. The record is from RefSeq and is a predicted model, not a curated record.